Patella vulgata (common limpet) is the source of this 1795-nucleotide messenger RNA. RefSeq lists its product as uncharacterized. Lineage: Eukaryota; Metazoa; Mollusca; Gastropoda; Patellidae. The coding region runs from base 584 to 1567 and encodes 327 amino acids. The record is from RefSeq and is a predicted model, not a curated record. The transcript has a single exon.
UCAUCGUUUACCGUGAAACAAAGUAGUGCAGCUUUACGGUUGUGCUAAUAUUUCUGGAUAUAUAUAUAAUGAGUUUGUGUCGGCAUACCUUUUUUGAUCUCUUCAUCAUUUACCGUGAAACAAAGUAGUGCAGUUUUGCGGUUGUGCUAAUAAUUUUGGAUAUAUAUAUAUAUGACCAUUGUCUUUUGUAUUAGCCCUGAAGACGCCGUAAGGACGAAAGAUCUUGGCAAUAAUGUUAAAGUUAUUUAAAUAUAGAUUAUUCCAUGCAAAUAUUAGUAUUUUUGGUAUAAAAAUCUGAGAGUUCGUUCUUUUAAAUCGUUUAUUAUAUAUAUACAGCACGUGUGUAUGUAGACGCUGUUUAUUAAUGAAUCGGCAACUGUGACACACAGUUUAUUCACAACUUCUUGAUUUAUUUUUGUAACAGAUCGGAUAGAAUUUCUCGAUGCAGGCGAGUAAAUUGAAAACGUAAACAUUAACACGUACCGGGUCAAGAAAAUUCGAAUUUUUAAACACCUUUUUCGUUUCAAUUCAGACAGUUCAAAUUUAAACUAGAUAAGUGUUUCAAUUUUGGCAGAUUAUAAAAAUGGAUUCUGAAAGUGAGCGUGUGUGUGGACAUUUAACGAAAUGCGUAUUUUAUUUGGGUUAUAAACGGUUCACUUUACUGUGCCUUAUUAAUAUCGUUGUGUUCACGGCUAUGAUUUGGAGUUAUUUUGCAGACGGGGCCAUUAAUUUCAGGAGUGUUUCGAUCACAGAACCAAAUCUUUUUUCAGCAAAACGUGUCACCCAUUUACUGAAUAUGCGAUUAAAAACGAAUAAUUCAUCAAUAACAGGACCGGUGAAAUUACCCACCAGAAGUUCCUCAAAUUUACAUUCUAUACCAACGGCGUUUUUACCAGCAAUGUCGACAAAAGAUCGCCAAGCUCUUCAAGACAUUGUACUCAAGUGUAAAUAUUUACUGGAACAGUCUAAUGUGAGUUAUUUUCUGUAUUUUGGAACCUUGUUGGGAUCGUAUCGUCAUCACGAUAUUAUACCCUGGGAUGACGACGUAGACAUCAUAUUAAAUAUAUCAGACAAAAGUAUUGUUUCUAACAUUUUGUCUACUCUACGACCAAGUUUUUAUCUGGAGAAAAACGUCCGCUGGAAAUUUUAUUCAAAUUAUUCGCGACCAAUCGAGGACGUAGACUGGUCUUGGCCUUUUUUAGAUAUCAGUUUUUUUGAAGAGAAUUCCACUCAUAUAUGGGACGCUGAUCCCGAGGAUAGUGAAACUUUUAUUUACAAAAAGGGAGACGUGUUUCCUUUAACGCGACGACCUUUCAUGGGAUUGUUGUUUCCGGCCCCAAAAAAUACAACCAACGUCAUACUACAGACCUUCAACCCUAGACGAUGUAAAUCCAUUGAGUAUAGCCAUGAAUUUGAGAACGACGUCGACGAUAGUACUGAAGUGGAAUGUGACCUUUUAAACACAAGAUAUCCACUGGUCAGAAGAAAAUGGUUAUCUAAUGGGGUCAACGAAACUUUAGAAUUUCAAGGAGAAGUGGUCAGUUGGUUUUAUUUACCCAAUAAUUAAAUGGUGACUCAAGAGCGGAGUCUGCUACAUAAAAAUAAUUGUAAAACAACGCUGUUUAUGAGAAAAGUGUCACGGCCGUGUGCUUUAUCCUUUAUCAUCUGAUGGUGGGAUGGACAUUCAGAGUGCGCGAUAAUGAUAUAGACAUAUGUGAUAUCACAAUUAAUGCUUUGCAUCAAUGAAAUUGAAUCACAAUGUGAUCCUAUUAAUUCCAAAUAAAAAUUGAGGUCA